AAUUUAAAAAAAUGGAGGUAAAGAAAGGUCGUCGGCAAGAACGCGUGGUGAGGAGAUGAGGAAGACAAAAACGCGGCCAAUGAAUGUAAAGUCACCGGCAGGUCACGUGUUCAUUGGUCAAACUCCACCUAUAUAUUUUAAUGUUCUUCUUCUUUCUCUUCUGUUUUUCUCCAAACCUCAAACACAAAUCUCUUUCUCUCUCUCUCUCAAGCUCAAAGAUUACUCAUUUUUCCCACCAACAUGAAUGGCAAAGAAAUUCUCCACAAGAUGAAGGUGAAAGCCGGAUUUGGUUCAUCAUCUGAGACAGGAAAAGGCAAAAGCAAACUCUCAAAGCAUAUUACACAUGGUUAUCACUUGAUGAAGGGAAAAUCAAAUCAUGCCAUGGAAGAUUACGUGGUUUCCGAUUUCAAGCAAGUAAAUAACAAUGAGUUGGGUUUAUUUGCAAUAUUUGAUGGCCAUUUGGGUCAUGAUGUUGCAAAUUACUUACAAAACCAUUUGUUUGAAAAUAUUCUGAGAGAGCAUGACUUCUGGACUGAUACAGAGAGUGCAAUAAGGAGAGCUUAUCAUACAACAGAUGCUGAAAUACUGGAAAAAACACUUGUCUUAGGAAAAGGAGGAUCAACUGCUGUUACCGCAAUUCUGAUCAAUGGUCAGAAGCUCGUAGUAGCAAAUGUGGGAGAUUCUCGGGCUAUCAUAUCCAAGAAUGGUGUGGCCAAACAACUAUCCGUCGAUCAUGAACCAAGCAAGGAAAGAAAUAUGAUCGAGAGUCGUGGUGGUUUUGUAUCAAACCUUCCUGGGGAUGUUCCACGUGUUGAUGGACAGCUAGCUGUUGCAAGGGCAUUUGGUGAUAAGAGCCUGAAGAUACACCUUAGUUCAGAACCUGAUGUGGUUGAAGAGACAAUUGAUGAUGAUACAGAGUUCAUUAUUCUGGCAAGUGAUGGGAUUUGGAAGGUGAUUUCAAAUCAAGAAGCAGUGGAUACUAUAAAAGACAUCAAGGAUGCUCACUCUGCUGCAAAGCACUUGAUAGACGAGGCAGUUUCUAGAAAAAGUAAGGAUGACAUAUCUUGCAUAGUUGUAAGAUUUCAAUGAUAAUAUCUAUGGACAAUUAAAGUUUGGAUUCCUUUUCUUCUUGUGAAAGAUUCAGAAGUAAUAUGUUCAUACAUAGCUUUGUUUCCUUUUCAGUUUUAGAGAUUAUUAGAACUUUUGUUGAAUGUACAAUAGAGCAAAUAAAAAAUGUAUGUCUUUCUUGAAA
Molecule: messenger RNA, 1252 nt
Organism: Manihot esculenta (cassava)
Lineage: Eukaryota; Viridiplantae; Streptophyta; Magnoliopsida; Malpighiales; Euphorbiaceae
Product: probable protein phosphatase 2C 58
Exons: 5
Coding region: 241-1089 (282 amino acids)
Biological process (GO): protein dephosphorylation
Cellular component (GO): nucleus; cytosol
Molecular function (GO): protein serine/threonine phosphatase activity
Source: RefSeq, a predicted model, not a curated record